AACAAAACACUGCACUAACUAUUCGUACAGUUACUGAGACUGUUUCGAACACAGAACAUGCUAGCUUGGCUACUAAGAACAUUUUAAACACGACAACGAACACAAUGACAGGAAUUACAUCAGCCAUUAAUACAGAAACGGAUAAAAAUAAGCAAUUGACCACGGGAACCACUUUAAACGUAGUACAGAUUAUUAUAGUUACCACUAAGACAACAGUGGUUACGGAGACUAUUUUUAACACUAUAACGACUAUGAACAUGGAUAGACAAGCUACGCCAACCAACGCACCUACCAUGAACGUAGUAACAAAUACUGAUUUAAACACUACAAUGAAUACAAUGACUACAGAUCCUGCACAAAUAACGAACAUGGAUAGACAAGCUACACCAACCAACGCACCUACCAUGAACGUAGUAACAAAUACUGAUUUAAACACUACAAUGAAUACAAUGACUACAGAUCCUGCACCAAAAACGAACAUGGAUAGACAAGCUACCAACGCACCUACCAUGAACGUAAUAACAAACACUGAUUUAAACACUAAAAUGAAUACAAUUACUACAGAUCCCGCACCAACAAUGAACAUGGAUAGACAAGCUACACCGACCAACGUAAAAACUACAAUGAAUACAAUGACUACAGAUCCUGCACAAACUAUUAACAUGAAUACAGGGACUGCUUCAUACACCGCACCGAUCAAGAACAUAGAACCUACGUUAACUACGAAUAUAACUAACAUGAUUACGGGGACUGCUUCAGAAACCACACCGACCAUGAAAGUAAUUGCAGAUUUGGAUUCCGCUUCAGGUACUGCAUUAACUACGGACGCAACUACAGGAACUUCUUCAAAUACCGUACCGACCAUGGACGUAGUUGCGGAUCUUGAUCCCGCGUCAGACACUGCGUUAACUAUGUAUACGACUACAGGGACUAUGUCGGAUACCACACCGACCAUGGACGUAAUUGCGAAUCUUGAUCCUGCUUCAGACACUGCACCUACUAUGGAUCCUAAUUCAUACACCCCAUCAAUUCAGAAUAGGGCUGAAAAACCUAUUUUAAACAUAACAUCUACUAUGAACAUGGUUAUAAGGACUAUUUCAUAUACUACACUGACUAAGGAAAAAGACAGAAAGACUAUUUUGAGUACCACAUCGACUAUGAAGACGAUUACAGAGACUAUUCCGGACACAGUACCUACCAAUACAAUGAAUAUAAAUAUGACAAGUUCAAAUACUACACAAGUAAAAAGUAAAGUCACAACACUUGUGAGUUACGCCACAACAACACCCAAUCCAAAUUCAUCCAAUCAACCUAUUUGUCAUGCUAUUAAAAAUGAUGGAAGUACGUUUAUUGUAACAGAUCUUAAAUGUUUAAGCUUGACACCAAAAUCUCGGCAAACCAAGUACUGUCCAUCAAAUAUAAAAAUUUUUACUGAUGGACCUACUAAAUUAAAAAUAAACGACUAUAGUUACAAUAUUAGUGAUAUUAUCACCAACAAUUGUCAUAAUUAUCCGAAUAGUAAAUCUUGUAAAAGAAGUAAUACAGAUAGUUACUGUGGAAUCUCACAAUGCGUUGUAUCGUGGGCACAUGAUAUUCAUGUACGAAUUAAUGGUAAGACAGUGAGGAUGAUAGCUCACAAUCCUAUUGGAGGGACGAAAUACUGGACAGUUAACUCAAAAAUAUUUGAUGGUUUAGCAAACAAAUCUCAAUACAAAGCUUUGACUGAUUGUAUUAGUCGUUCUUGUGUUAAUUGUUUUGCAUCACCAUUUACCU
Messenger RNA from Racocetra persica, 1773 nucleotides. Lineage: Eukaryota; Fungi; Glomeromycota; Glomeromycetes; Diversisporales; Gigasporaceae. The record is from the annotation of a GenBank genome assembly.